UAAUUUUAUUCGUUAUUGUGAAUGAUAAGCUAGUCCCGCAGCUCAUUUAAGGAAUGUGUUCAGUCUGAUUGCCUAUUCCUUAUGCAUUACCCUCAUUCGUAAACAACAUAGUACCCCGAGAUUUUGUGCUUUCUGUUUAUUUUUUUUUAUCGGGUAUUCUAUUUUGACGUUCAUAUUCGUUUUGUUGGGUACGUCUUUCGUUUUGAUUUACCACAACUGAUUCUUGAAAAAAUGUUAUUGGAAUUGUUUAUUUUUUUGGUUUUUUCCAAAUUCUGAUAAAAUGAUGCUGAAAUUGUUUAUAUUCUCAUGUUUCCUGUUUGCUUUUACAUAUUGGAUAUUGCCUGCCUUUAUAAGUUGGAUUUUGGUUAAAAAGUUUCGAGUUAAAGUCCGUAUUGGUCGUAUACAUCUACCCUAUUUGGCUUUGAAAAAUGUUCACGUCAGCAAAAGUGGAUUUUCCGUUCAAAUCGAGGAAAUUUGCUUACGAAGUAGUUUCUUCAAUACUGAAGUAACUAAACUUGUCUCCAUAUAUAUCCGAGAUAUUCGUAUCAACAAGGAUAUACAAACGGCAAAACAUGAUGGCCCGGCUCAGGAAACGUCACGGAAAUCCAACUUCCGACGAGACAUUGGAGGAGGGAAGGGAGUGCCAGAUUUUAGACAUGCCAAAGUUCCGCCAAGUAUAUUAACUUGUGCUCAAUUCAUGGCCGUUCAUAUCAAUAACAUAUCUGUGGUGCUAAUGAAUAAUGAUUUUGACCCGGGCUGGUUUAUACAUGCCACAGCCAAAGAGCUACAUUUGGACGGAAGCAUCGUUCAAAAUGCCAAAAUUCUGCUAAUUAAUGCAGUAUUAAAUGAAGCACAGGCGAAAAUGCUCAGGCAUUGUCCAACUCGCAGACAAUCUUUGGAGAAUGUAAAUAAAAUACGGCCCUGUUUGGGUGAGCUAAGUUUCGAUAUAUCUUUGGAUGCCACCAUACUAUCACACGGUCAACUUUCUGUCGAUAAACUGUCUUUAGCUAUGAACAAUGCCAAGUCUACAAUACAUGGCGGAUUGUAUGAAUUCCUGAGUGAAGCCAAAAAACGAACCUCACAUAGUUUUACCAAAGACAGCGCAAGUAAUUUCCCCACAACAACUGCAAAAGUGGAUGAAUAUAUUACCCCCGAGCAACAUAUUCCUCAACACACUGCAAAUGAAUCAAGUUAUAACAACGAAUCCUAUCAUAAGAUAGCACCAAUAAUACCAAAGAAUUUUAGUUUCAUCAUAAAAGCUGCUACAUUUUCGGCUGUAAAGGAGAAUUCACAAAAUGAUUUCAGUGCAAAAAUGCAAUUGUUUAGCAUAACCGGUGAAUUUAAUUCAAAAUCAUUUAAUGAAGACGUCCAUUUACCCACCUUAUUUACCAAAGUAACACUGCAACAUUUAGAUAUCGAUACGAAAUAUGAAAAAUUACUUUUCAUAGAACAAUUUACUAUAGAUUCCAUGCUUAAAAAUGAUAUUCUGAAUUUAUAUGUGAAACUGAAAACCUUCCAAAUCAUAUACAAUCAUUGUGAGAUCUAUGAUUGGGUACACAACAACUUUUUAGCGCGAAAACGGCAACAACAACAGCAGCAACCCAUGCUGUUGCAACAGAAAUCAUUACCAGAUAAUUUGGGUUCCUUACCGCAUACAUGGCAAUGUCCAGGCAAUACAAAAAUAUCAGCGAUUGGCGACAAUGGUCCCAGAAAUGGUCUACUAGAAUGGGUUAUGAAACACAUUGUGGUAAAAGGUUGUGCGGAACUGUGGAAUGUUUCAAUGUUAAUGAAGCUGGAUGAUGACGAACAUGCCGGCAUGAGUGUCAGUCAUACACGUUUGGUGCUGGAACAAACCGACGAGAAAAGAAGUUCCUUUUAUAAAACCAAAAUAUUCAAUAUGUUGUUUAAUCAGCGUCAUUGGAGCGUAGAACUAAUGAUAGAAUCGCUGUGGUGGUCCCUGGGAAAUUCCAUAAAUGAUACCAACAAUUUGAAGAAGUCACAUUCUCCGGGUUCACCAUUCUUCAUAGGUGUUAGUUUAGUAAAACUAAGUUCUUAUUCCAAUGCCACCAAAUUGGAAGUAUCAAUACACACACUGAGGACAGAGUACAGCAUGACAUUGGCAACAUUUGUCAUAAAAACAGUUUGUUGCAUUAAACAAUAUGGUGGUCUCAAAGCCGAAGGAAAUGUAAAAACUAAAUCAAAUGCAAAGCAACAACAAAACGCCUCCAAUGCUUUAUUGAUUUCAGCAAAAAUAAAAGAUAUUACAGCAUAUUUUAUAAAUCAUCACAAAGCUUGUUUACUGUUAAGCUUUUCCGAAAUUGCCUUGGCACGAACUCAUCAGUUAACCCACCUAAAACUGGAAGAAUUCCAAAUGGCAAUAAUGCGUUCCAUGACAGCUUCGUCGCUGUGUCUUACCGAUUUCACUGAUAUAUUUGCAAAUUGUAAGCUAAUACGUUUGGAGUAUGAGACACCAGAACAGAAGAGACCAAAGCUAUCGGUAUAUAUUCCGGGCAGCAUUGAAGCUAUUUGGAAUUCCAAUUUACACAUGCAUAUUCUCACCCUGGCCCGGGAUAUGCAGGAUUUAAAGGCUUCCCUGGCCUUGCCGGCAAAGGCCAAAUCCCCAACAUUCACCCCAUCUAAUCAACCCACAAUGGAUAGUCCUUCCAAGGAAUUGAUUAUCGAACUGUCAGCUGAACGAAGUACCAUUUUCGAAAUCAAAUUAUCUGAUCGUCACUCCAUGCAAUGGUUUGUGGAAAAUCUAUUCUUUAGUCGCAAAGAAGGCAAUUUUAUAUCAGCUGAAAAUAUAUUCAUUAAAAUUGAUGAUGAACAUAUAUUUACGGUGAAAGAUGUCGAUAUACAUUCGUUGGCGAAAUUGGAAAUGCUAACACAAGAACGUUUGAACUGUGAGGGUUUUGUUUUGCCAACAAAUAAAGUUUGGGUUACAACAAUUGGGAGUUUCAAGGCUAUAUUCCCAUAUGACCAUGACUUUUAUGAUGCUGUAAAUAAUCAAUUUAUUUCCCAUUUUAAAUGGUUGAAACUGGUUCAUAAUUAUAAAAAGAAACCUUUUACGGCCAGUUCACCACUUCCUAGCGACAUGGUGAUACAGAUAAAAGAAUUCUUAUUGGAAAUCAGUGAUGAUCCUUUUGAAGUCAAACUUCGCGAUAACUAUGUUCUAUUAGUUGAUGAAUACCUUGAGGGCCUUAAACGUAAAACAUUAUUUGAUAAGAAAAUUGCAGAGAUCUGUUCGAAAACCCUGUUGGUGCCGGCUGGAACUAUUGAGAGCCUGCAUGCAACAUUGGUGAAGAAAAAUUCCGAAAUCUAUAUUCAACGAUCGAAGAAGAUAAGGGAAAGUGGACCGGUGCGUACACGUCUGUUGGCAUGGAUUAUGAAUGAUGUAGAGAUUAUGGCUAUGGCUGAUCCAUCGAUUCAUGGAACCGAUAAUGUAACACGAAUUAUGCGUGAAAUUGAUUCAGAAAGUCCUUGGCCCGAGGAGGGUCUUGAAUUUACAACGCUUUGGUGUCGUAAUGUACAUGUGAGCUGUUCAGAAUGGAAGUUUAUGUUAAGAGAUUUUCCCCAGCCCAUGUUUUAUGUGAAAACAAUGAGCUUAUUUGGUACUCUGUGUGGUGCCGAACAGGCUGCCUCGAAGCGGGCUAAACGUGAUGUCUACAUCGAUGUUGGUGAGCCGUUCGGAACAGAUGUGGUGCAACGCAGCAUGACCGCCUUGAAAUUCUAUCACGACUUCAAUUGUGAUUUGGAAUUUUGUAGUUAUGCCUUUGGCCCAUGUUGGGAGCCUGUAAUGGCCCAGUGUAAUUUGAGCUUUGAGAAAAUAUCUGCACCUUCCAAAGACCCCAGUCCGCCGCUGCCAUUUUGGGAUAAAAUGCGUUUACUCUUCCAUGGACGUUUGACAAUGAUUGUUAAACAAUUCACUGUUCUACUGCAUGCCUCGUUGGAUCCAUACAAUACCACGGAGGAAAUGGAACUAACAUGGAAUAAUGCCGGCAUCGUUUGGACAAAUGCCAAAAUAAUGUUCCGAGGUGAAUUAAAUGUAACAGUGAGAACUGCUUCACGUUAUGACGAUUGCCGGCUGCUGCAUUUUCCACAUUUGAAGCUGACCUUUAAAUUGAAUUGGAUUUGUUUGGCCAAUCCCAAUGAUCAUCAUGCUGUUAUGCCUUGUGCUCCUGACAAAUUGCCCGAAUAUUCGAGUAAUCAAGUACAUGACUCCUUCAGGGCUUUUCGUUCGAUAAGUCUGAAUAUAUGGAUAUCGUUUGAGACAAAACCAAAGCCUGGUGUUGAGAUAGAAUAUGACAUACCCAGUUUGGUGUUAUAUGGAAGUACACUGAGAUGGUUUGAGAGUUUAAAACUCAUACUUUCGGGAGUAACCCGACCAACUCGUCGUGGUCCGGUCUUUGAUAAUGUACGGCCGCGCAAGAAGCAACUUAGUCGCCAUUACAAAAAGGCAAAUUUACAAAUGAGUUUACAUCGUUUCCAAGUACUUUAUUGGAUGUCUCAUGCCCGCCACAAAGGUUUUCAAUUGAAUGGUGGUCGUGUAUCGUUUAGUUCCGAAUACCUUUUAUCUCUGUCGCCCAUAGACGAUGGCUUAAUACAUCGUCCACGAGCCGAUUGGUCCACGGUGUACAUGAAUUGUGAAUUGAAUGAUGCCGAGAUCUGGCUGAAGAGUAUUGAACCUGAGAAAUUUGAUAGCUCCUCAGAGAACAUAACCAAUGCCGACAAAUGUAUUACGGUGCGUUUCUAUUUUCUCAGCGUUGGACGUGUCUCCUAUGGUCGUGAGGCUCUUAUACAAUCGAGCAAUGAUGAAGAGUCGACAAAAACCAAAUCGAGUACACCAACACACAAAUUGGUGGUAUAUGAUCUGAAGGGAGCUUGGACGAAAAACAAUCGUGAUGUGGCCUUUGCUUUGUUCGAUUCAUUUAUGAAAUCUCAAAAGCUUAAAAAUAACCUCUCCACGGAAGCCGUCAAGAGUUAUAGGAAGGAGGGAAAUUCUACUCUCAUGAAGAACAAACGCAGCGACAGCACCUUGUCCGGUUCGUCAGCAGAAGUUUUACCAAUUACAACAACAAAUACCACAAUCAACAAACCACAACCGGCAAGCCAUGCAACGGCAAUGUUGCAGCAACUUAUCGCCGAAGCAGACCACAAAUUCAAUGUGUAUAGCGAUGAUCAAACUUCGCAAUCCCGAGAACUGCAAUUGCAGGGACUGCAGGCAUGUUCUGCACACGAUGUCAUUCACGAGAACUGGUCGAUAUCGUUGGUAAACUCUCAGGUAUUACUAAAAGGUUCCGAGACAUCGGGUUAUGUUAUUAUUAGUGCUGCUAAAGCGGAAAUACUACAGCGAGUACAUCGUCCCGUUUGGCGUGAUCGCUCAUUGGUAUCAAAAACCACAUGGAAGGGCUUGCUGGAAUGCAUGCAGUACUAUGCCACAGUUAGUGCCGGCGAACAUGAUUCUCUUUUAGAAAAAGAAAUCAUGUGGCUGACAGUUGAUAAUAUUCAGGACAAGGGUGAUGCCGUCAUAAACGAUUUGCCUGAUAUUCCCCAUUUGGUUGGAAGUGGACGUAGUGUUGGUGGUGUGGUUAGUGAAACAGUGGGUGCUUCAUCGAGUGAAAAUUCCGGUGGAAGUCAACCGAUCCAAUUGCAACGCAUUGUCUCUAGAUGUAAAUGUGAGUUUUUCUAUGUCAGCUAUGGUGAUACUGUGGAUCCAAAUGCCAUAACUGAUAUGCCUCCACCACCAUCGGAGGAAACAUUAUCCCCCUGGGAGAGACAAGACGAUCCCAUGGAUGCUUUCACUCUGAUGCAUCACGAUUUGGAUGUUUGCACGAACUCCCUGCAAUAUGCCAUGAUAUUGGAUAUUGUCAACAAUUUGCUACUCUACGUUGAACCGCAAAGAAAGCAGGCUUUAGAAAAGUUGGCUCGCAUGCGUUUUCAAUUGCAAUUACAUUCCACCGAAGAUCAAAAGCGGCCCAUACAACAGAAGCAAACACUCAUACGUAGCCUUUUAAUGAAGAUACGUUCGCUGGAAAAGGAUAUACAUUUCAUAAGUCAGCGGGCCGAUGAAAGUGACACUGAGGAAUGGAAACUAGAAUACGAACGUGUGCAAAGACUCAUCCGUGACAGCAAGGAGGAGCUAAACACAUUGAGUGAGGAAUUGGAUAGUAUGCUGUUGUGCUAUAAGGAAACUCAACUUUCACAACUGAGCAAAAUAUCCAAUGUACGCUCGGACAAAACGGUUAAUAUUGUCAGGGCCAAUGAAAUAUGCUUUAAAAGGGCCCAGUGGCGUCUAACCGAAACUGAUGGUCAAAUUGGUAUUGCAGAUUUGGUGCUAAGUGGUUUCUUAUACACUAAAAAAUCGAAAAGUGAUGAUUCGGUGGAACAUCUUCUCGAAUUGGGUAAUAUACGCAUGAAUAACCUAAUACCACGGGAAAUCUAUCGAGAAGUUUUGGUGCCCACCGAAAUACAAAAGGACAUGCCGGUUGAUACUCAUAAACGUGUGCUGCGUGUAUUCUGUCGUGAAAAGCCACCGGUGGGCGGUAUAUCUGUCAAGGAACAUUUUGAAAUUAAUGUUGCCCCCAUAACCAUAGCCAUUACGAAGAAAUUCUAUUCAACAAUGUUAAAGUUCUGCUUUCCCGAUCGAGAUGCUUCUGAAACCGAUGCUGUAGAUGAUUUAGAAGAAAACUCCUCCGGCUCCUCAUCAUCGUCAAAUGUCCAGGCCAAAUCUUCGAAAAAACAAGGCAAGUCGAAAAAAUCCUCUAAAGAUUCUGAGUUUUAUGUGAAAAUUGAAAAAGACGAUGUGGAAAAGAUGAAGGAGCGAGCUGAGAAAAACAAAUUGUUUAUUUAUAUCAAAAUACCCGAGGUACCGGUGCGCGUCAGCUACAAGGGAAACAAAGAGAAAAAUCUAGAAGAUAUUACCGAUUUCUCUUUGGUUAUACCCACACUGGAAUAUCAUAAUGUAACAUGGACAUGGUUGGAUCUAUUGAUGGCCAUGAAAUCGGUUAGUCGUAAAGUUAUUGUCUCGCAGGCGAUAAAGCAAAAACUGCAAAUACACCGAAGACCGCCUACGACAAAUCAAAGUGAAUUUUCUUCACCACCCGAAGAAGAUAAGGCUGUUAUGUUAUUUGGCAAUCGUUUGGCGGGUGAAAAUCGUAGCCAGCGCAAGGGUGUUUUUAAAUUUACUUCAAGCAAUAAAUGAUAAUUUGGAAUAUUAUUACGCAAAUAAAGUAUUAUUAUCGAUUCCUGCACUUUGUUGUACCCCUCCCCCCCCCCAAAUUUGUUUAAAACAUUGCAUAAUUUAGUGUUUUUUAUUUUUCAAAAUUUAAAAAUUAUAUAUGCUUGCUAUAAAUGCAUAUUUCUCUGCUAUUUAUUUAUUAACUUAGAUGAGCUUACUUUCCCAGAAAAUAAAAGGAAAGGCAUCUAGUUUUCUUAUAGUGAAAACGUUAUUGUCUUCAUAUGUAUGUUAAUAAAUUGAAAAAUGAA
Musca domestica (house fly) is the source of this 7485-nucleotide messenger RNA. It is a transcript of the gene hob, whose product is annotated as protein hobbit. The record is from RefSeq and is a predicted model, not a curated record. Bases 281 to 7201 code for a protein of 2306 amino acids. NCBI's taxonomy places the organism in Eukaryota, Metazoa, Arthropoda, Insecta, Diptera, Muscidae. The transcript has 11 exons.